AUGGCGGAAGAGCAACUCGGUCCACCGUCGGCUGUGGGCCAGAUCAUUCGAUAUGUUGGAGGAUGGACUCAACCCAGUGGACGUGGGAUCUUCAUGUUUCGUACCCUCACCACGUCUAUCUCCGCUGCUGCCUUCACCGGCCUAGGCGUCGCCUACGCCACCGCCCUCUUCGGCGGCCCCCUCGCCUCCAUCGGCUUCAUCGUCGGCUCCAGCCUCGGCUACGUCGCCGCCACCAUCCUCUACUGGCGGACGGCGAUGCAGAGCGCUCUCGUAGCGUUCGACGACCAUCCGCAGCUGUUGCAUCUGCAUUUGGUGAGGAAUUAUCCUAAUGCCGGGUUUCAGCGUUUGCGAAUGGAGAGGGAGGAGGAGAGGGCGAGGUUUAGGGAGAGGUUGGGGCGGGAUUUGAUGUUGAGGUGUUAUUUGAUGAGUUCGUGGCAUACGGCUGCUCCGGCUAUUGAGGUCAGUCUAUUCUGGAAUGCGGAUGGUAUGGUGCUACGAAGUUUCUAA
Messenger RNA from Saxophila tyrrhenica, 507 nucleotides. RefSeq lists its product as uncharacterized. NCBI's taxonomy places the organism in Eukaryota, Fungi, Ascomycota, Dothideomycetes, Mycosphaerellales, Extremaceae. The coding region runs from base 1 to 507 and encodes 168 amino acids. The transcript is spliced from 4 exons. The record is from RefSeq and is a predicted model, not a curated record.